This is a messenger RNA of Drosophila sechellia, 707 nucleotides long. It is a transcript of the gene mRpS34, whose product is annotated as mitochondrial ribosomal protein S34. Gene Ontology annotation, cellular component: mitochondrion. The record is from RefSeq and is a predicted model, not a curated record. Lineage: Eukaryota; Metazoa; Arthropoda; Insecta; Diptera; Drosophilidae. Bases 85 to 651 code for a protein of 188 amino acids. Gene Ontology annotation, molecular function: structural constituent of ribosome. The transcript has a single exon.
UCGACCUUCCCGGUGACUGGCAAACUCACUGUUUUUAUAACUUGCAACAAAAAUUCAAUUAAAAUAGUGAAAUAACCCAGUAAAAUGGCCCAAAAAGUGAUCAAGUAUAUCGGUCGCACCACAGACUUUCGCGGCAACACGCUGUGGGAGCUGGUCUCGGACCUGCCCAACUGGGGAGUGGGCCGCCUGCUCAUACGUAACAUGUUCCAGCGAUAUCCGGAGCCCUGCUACAUGCGGAUUCUGAAGGUGCAAUCCGUGGACGAGCAACCCGGCGAGAUCCGCAAGGUGCGGGUCACUGUGGAGAAAACGUGGCGCGGCGUAACGCAGCCCAAGCCUGUGGAAAUCUACAGCACCAGCUAUAAGGCAGACUACGAACUGGUGCCACAGGAUCAGGAAACAAAGUACCUGAACAACAAGAAAAAGGUUGAACCAGUGGUCCUGCCCACAAAGAUUGACCUUCCGCCUCUGCUCCGCGAACUGGUAUCGGAGGAAACGGGCAACCCCAAUCCCCAGAUGAAGGUCCACUACAAACUGACCGACAACAAAAUGGCCAGAUUAGCCAAGGAUGGUGAAAAGUCAACAGUUAGCUUGGCUCUUGGUGUGGGCCAGCCGAAACCCGUGAGCGCCAAGCUUUACGAAGGAUUAUUAUAAGCCUGAGGACGUUGUUGAAAUAUUAAAUACAUCUAUUAUACACUUAAACAUACGAA